AUGACACUCAUGGCCAUGUCUGAACAGACCACUCAGAAGAUGAUGAACAUGUUCAAUACUGCACAUGCCAUUGGGAAGAAGGGGAGAUCGUUUACGGACUUCGAGUGGAUAUGCGACUAUGAAAUGGGAUUUUUGCCCCUGGCCCUGGCAACAGAUGGUGCUGCUGUGAUGAUCGGAGCCAGGACUGGUGUGGUCAGCCAACUGAAGGGGGACCAAGCCUACAUCAUCAGCAUCCACUGUAUGGCAUACAUGAUGUAUGAACGUGAUAUCCAAUCUGUUGAUGCCCAAAAUGUCAGAGGUGUGAAGCAAGCCAAGGCCAGAAAAUACUACAGCACUGCCAGGGAGGCUGUUGUCAUCCGCUUCUGUGGCUUCCUGAAUGACACCCUAACCCACCUGAGCAGCCUGUCUGCCAGUCUGCAGAGGUCCACCAUCACCAUUGCAGAGGCCCACAGUUCCUUGUGCUCAACACAGGCAGUACUCAAGAAGUACAAAACCAGAGAGGGGCCCAUGCUGAAGGGCGCAAUGGCGAACAGCUAUGAGGGAAUUUCACUGACCAGCAGAGAAAGUGACAGGAAGACCCUCAUCACCUGGUGGAUCACUUCCAAGCCUGUCCUGGAAACCUCUGCCAUCCAUGUUGAAAAGAUUCCUGACCAGUGGACCAUCCUCAAGGUGCUGAUGUGCCAAGAGCCCCAGUCCCUGCAGCAGAUGUCCUGGGUCAGUGUCAACAGGAGCCAUCAGCAUUCUUGCCCUGAUUUGCUGGCACUGGUUGACCUGGUCCUGUCCUUCCCUGCCUCCAUGGCUGAAUGUGAAAGAGGUUUUAAUACCAUGAAACAGGUGAAAACCAAUUGGCGGUCCAGUCUACUGUCUGAUACACUGUCAGAUCUUCUUAUGGUCCAGCUCUCCUCCCCAGAGAUCAAGGAGUAUGAUCCCACCAAAGCUGUGAUACUCUGGCACCAGGACUCAGGACUCCAGACUUCAUGGACUGUGCAAAGGGGGUGA
This is a messenger RNA of Epinephelus fuscoguttatus (brown-marbled grouper), 999 nucleotides long. Its product is annotated as zinc finger protein 862-like. The record is from RefSeq and is a predicted model, not a curated record. The transcript is spliced from 4 exons. The coding region runs from base 1 to 999 and encodes 332 amino acids. NCBI's taxonomy places the organism in Eukaryota, Metazoa, Chordata, Actinopteri, Perciformes, Serranidae. Gene Ontology annotation, molecular function: protein dimerization activity.